Messenger RNA from Condylura cristata (star-nosed mole), 1606 nucleotides. RefSeq names its product TBC1 domain family, member 10C (gene TBC1D10C). NCBI's taxonomy places the organism in Eukaryota, Metazoa, Chordata, Mammalia, Eulipotyphla, Talpidae. The transcript is spliced from 9 exons. Bases 22 to 1362 code for a protein of 446 amino acids. The record is from RefSeq and is a predicted model, not a curated record.
GCCGCAAGGGUCUGGGGCACCAUGGCCCAGACCCUGGGGGAGGACCUGGUGCAGGAUGACUCCAGCUCUCUGGGCUCAGACUCCGAGCUGAACGGGCCUAGCCCGUACCGCCAGGCAGAUCGCUACGGCUUCAUUGGGGGCAGCUCUGCAGAGCCAGGGUUGGGCCACCCCCCUGCAGACCUCGUACGCCAGCGGGAGAUGAAGUGGGUGGAGAUGACCUCGCACUGGGAGAAAACCAUGUCUCGGCGGUACAAGAAGGUGAAGAGGCAGUGCCGGAAGGGGAUCCCCUCGGCCCUGCGGGCCCGGUGCUGGCCCCUGCUAUGUGGGGCCCACGUGUGUCAGGAGAACAGCCCUGACACCUAUGAGGAGCUGGCCAAGGCCCCUGGAGACCCGCAGUGGAUGGAGACCAUCGGCAGGGAUCUACACCGCCAGUUCCCUUUGCAUGAGAUGUUCGUGUCGCCCCAGGGUCACGGGCAGCAGGGGCUCCUGCAGGUACUGAAGGCCUACACGCUGUAUCGGCCGGAGCAGGGCUACUGCCAGGCCCAGGGCCCUGUGGCGGCUGUGCUGCUCAUGCAUCUGCCCCCGGAGGAGGCCUUCUGGUGCCUGGUCCAGAUCUGCGAGGCCUACCUGCCCGGCUAUUAUGGGCCCCACAUGGAGGCCGUGCGGCUGGACGCCGAGGUGUUCAUGGCCCUGCUGCGGCGGCUGCUCCCUCGCGUGCACAAGCACCUGCAGCAGGUGGGCGUCGGGCCCCUGCUCUACCUGCCCGAGUGGUUCCUGUGCCUCUUCGCGCGCUCCCUGCCCUUCCCCACCGUGCUGCGAGUCUGGGACGCCUUCCUCAGUGAGGGUGUGAAGGUGCUGUUCCGGGUGGGGCUGACGCUGGUGCGUCUGGCGCUGGGCACCACAGAACAGCGCCUGGCCUGCCCGGGGCUCCUGGAGACGCUGGGCGCCCUCCGGACCAUCCCGCCCGCCCAGCUGCAGGAGGAGGUCUUCAUGUCCCAGGUGCACAGCGUGGCCCUGUCCGAGCAGGACCUGCAGCGGGAGAUCAGGACCCAGCUGGCACAGCUGCCCGAGUCAGCGUCCGGGCCUCCACCGCGGCCCCAGGCCCGCCUGCCCGGGGCACAGGCCAUCUUUGAAGCCCAGCAGCUGGCUGGGGCCCAGGGAGGCUCCAAACUCAAGGGGCCCCGGAUCGUGGUGCAGCCCCCCGAGGAGCCCAGGCCGCCACAGCGCAAGCCCCAGACUCGUGGCAAGACUUUCCACGGGCUACUGACUCGGGCACGGGGACCCCCGCUGCAGGGAUCCCCGCUGCAGGGACCUCCCAGGUCUCAUCGAGGCUCCACCUCCUUCCUGGACACCCGAUUCUGAGGGUGCUGUGUGCUCAGUGCUCCCAGGUCUCAGUCGCCCAAAUGCAGACACCAGCCUCGAAACGGAUGCUGCACUUCAAGGCCCCAUCUGGGGGCUCAGCUCCCUUCCCACUGACUGUGGGUCAAGGACCUAGGCCUGCAUCUGCCCACAGGGCUGUCCUGGCGCCUGGCCUGGCGAGCAGCGAGGGUGGUGCUGACAGCGUUCAGGACUAAGGCCGCAGACUGGGCUUGGCGGCCCCAAGGGG